Molecule: messenger RNA, 414 nt
Organism: Anisakis simplex (herring worm)
Lineage: Eukaryota; Metazoa; Nematoda; Chromadorea; Rhabditida; Anisakidae
Source: the annotation of a GenBank genome assembly
AUGAAUCCGCCGAAGUUCGAGAAGACUGAAGACAUGUCGAAUUUAACAUUCUUGAACGAUGCAUCCGUGCUGCACAAUCUACGGGCACGAUACGGUUGUAUGCUUAUCUACACAUAUUCUGGCCUGUUCUGUGUGGUCAUCAAUCCAUACAAACGUCUACCGAUCUAUACGGAUUCUGUAGCGAGAAUGUUCAUGAACAAGAGAAAAACUGAGAUGCCACCGCAUUUGUUCGCUGUUGCCGAUGAGGCAUACCGAAAUAUGCUACAAGAUCACGAAAAUCAGUCGAUGUUGAUCACCGGAGAAUCUGGAGCCGGUAAAACCGAAAACACCAAAAAGGUUAGCGCAUGUGUAUGCACUAUCUUAUCAGAAGUACUGAUCAUGUUGAAUAAAAUCAGUAUGAUCAUGGGAACAUGA